CCCCAACAUUAGAUCACGUUCGAGACUCAUCAGCUUUCACGAUUCAUCGCUGUGACAGUUCUUGCGCUUCAGGACUUGUUCUGGGCAUUCGGGAAAGUGCAACGCAGAUCGUUGCUCCUUGCCCUCAUCCAGGACCAGCGCAUACAUCCUAUUCUUUUGCCUCUCUAAGCUUCGGUCCGGCCGGUUGAAGCGCUCGCGUUCGCCUCCGACCAUCCAGAUUGGAAGAGCAAGGAUGCAGGGCCACUCAAAGGGAUCUGCUUCCAGAUCAAGCCAUAUCUGGUUCGGCGGAGGGAGGCACACAAGACAUCCUCAUGCUACAUCAUUUGCACAGACGCUCGCGGACCACUGCUCGGACCCUGCCGAGUCGAGCGCCCUUCACGACAAGAAACUCCUGACUCCUCGCUGUCGUGCGUCGCAACUUCUUCGACCCCUGAUCAAUCUUGCGACUCCGGCCACCAAGUCAGCAGGCUCAAGCCUGCGCUAUGCAGCGCUACCCCGAGCUAUCUUUACGCUUGCUGUGCUAUUGCUGUGUGCCCUGCCCGUUCGAGCACUGUUCGACCCUGGUGAGCCAAUCAAUUCAACCUCUGCCGGCAAUUUUAAAGUCUCUGCUUCGAAAGGCGCCACCCCGGUCAACGCGCUGGCUCCUAUGCGACAUCAAGUAGGCGUGCCACCUGGCUGCAGACGAACGACUUCGCUGUUCAACGAUAUUUGCCCAGCUCCUAGCAUCGACACUUCGCCUGCUACGGCUGCUCUUCGCUCAGAGCUUAUUCUGUGUCCCCUGCCCAACGUCGAGCCUCUGGCGCCCGCAAAGGACGGCAAAGAACCCCAAGAAGGCCCAAAUUCAAGAGAGACCGUCUGGGCAGUGAGCGGAACUAUCACGCUACCUGCUGGAGACGAUCCUGAGGGCCUGGCCGGAGGUCAGUCGGGCUUGGAUCAAGGUCCUAAGCCCAGCUUGGCUCGUAUUGCGGCUCCGGAUGCCGAGGGAGUCUCCCGUGACGAGGCUCAUGCUGAGGAAUUCAUGCCUGAGGAAGGAGCGGAAGGAUACUGGCGGCAUGUGGGGGGCAGUGCGGUCUGGGUCCCUGCCUCGCAGAGUACCGCACGUCGAGACCCGACGGCAACACCGCAAGCUCCUCGCUCAGAUGUCUGGCCUACAGACACGAUGUCACGAAGCGCGAGCUCGAGCUUGGACGCCACUGCAGGUUCGGAGCAGCAAGCAUACAGCGACUGGAGCAAGAGCGUUGGGGGAGAGGGCAGCGAUACCUGGUUGUCGUUUGCGGCUUGGAGAAAAGCUCACGAGGAAGCAGCUGCCAAGGAGAGGGAAGAUGCUAGAAAGGCUGCCAAGACGGCGAAGAGCCGAACGACCAGUGCGUUGCCUGCGCAAGACCCACCUGGAACUCAGCGCACAACAACGAACGCUUCGCAUGCCUCAACACUCGCGACGUCUGCCACCUCGGCGAUCCCGAGCGCUGGUACUGUUUCCCGGAAUCCGCGAGCUGACAGCCAAGCGCAGAAGGCCGAAGUUCACGAUGAAUACCGUGCUCAGCCAAUGAAUAGGACCACAGAGCACGCGCCCUUCGACGGAUCCCCGGCAGCAAUGCCGACUUUUUCGGGUAUUCUGCCACGCCCGUCAUCGCCAGAUGGCGGGGCAUUACCCGCUGUGGGCAAUCCGGCAGCUCAAUUAGCAACUCUGAAACAUCGAUGGAACUUUGCUUCCCUUGAUUGUGCAGCUGUAGUUCAUCGGUCGAACCCUUCGGCAAAAUUCGCGAGCAGCAUUUUGAGCGACAAGAAGGAUCGCUAUAUGCUGUCGCCCUGCCCGGGAGUGAAACGUCAGGAUCAGCCGGCCGCCUCGGCGAAGGGCGAAAGCCAGUUCGUGAUAGUGGAGCUCUGUGAUGAAAUCAGCAUCGACACCAUCGUCAUGGCCAACUUUGAAUUCUUUAGCAGAAUGUUCAAGCGGUUCAGAGUUCGAGUUGCGAGGAAAUUGUACGAUCGAGACGAAGAUUGGGUAGACAUUGGUUCUUUUAGAGCGAGAAAUGUUCGAGGUUUGCAAGUGUUCAACACUGUGCAGCCCCGCUCCGAGGCUCGAUUCUUCCGCUACCUUCGGAUUGACUUCCUCGAGCACUACGGCUCCGAAUUCUACUGUCCGGUCUCAUUGCUGAGGGUUUAUGGACUUACGCAAAUGGACGAUUACAUCAGAGAAGAAGAAGAGAUGCGUCGCGAGAAGGAACGCGAAGAUGCUGGCAUUUUUGCAGACGCCGACGUUGAGCAGGAAGAGCAAGAAACAUCCCAAAUCGCUAGCUCCGAGGACGAAGCUAGUCAGCUUCCCUCGUGGCGUGGAGGCGCUAAUUUCGAGCCUGAGGUGGUGGCAAAACACCCGGCUUUUACUCCAUCGACUCGGGAGACCACAAUAGCCGGCAGACCGGAUACCUCCGCGGCUGCUGGCGGCACGUCCGAGUCGAAAUCUUCUCAGCCAGGCACGACAAGUCCGAUGCACCUGUCGAAUAGCUUGGUCGCCCCUCAAUCGACACCCCGUAAAGAGUCUUCAGACCCACUCGAAACUCUCAACUUAUCGCCCCACUUUCAUGAGGAUGCGUCAAGCCCCAAUAUGACCAUCGCUUCUGGCAAUGGUGAGCACAAUUUGACUGCCUCCGGCAAUGUUAGCAGCGAGUCAUCGGCAGAAGCCGAAGCAAUUGCGAGCUUGCCGUCUCACACGAGGAUAGGAGACCGAGACGUCACUGAAGUCGCUCAGAAAGCUGCUUCUACCGAGCAAAGUCGGUUGUUCUCCUCUACGGCGAUGGCUGCGUCCGAAACGGCUUCAGACAAGCACGCAGUGCCUGUCGAAGCUAGCCAGCAGCGAAGCCAGGCGGAGACAGUUUCAAUCGCCUCGGGCCUCUCGAACGUAAGCUCUUUGCCAGCCACUUCGACAGAAGCUGAAAUUUGCUCAACGAGUUCCGACGAUGCGUCUGCGACUUCGACGCCGCCGAACGCUGCAGCGGCGAGCCGGCGCUAGCAGGCCCGACAGGCGAGAGUCCGCCUCCGGUCUCCUCACAGG
Messenger RNA from Ceraceosorus guamensis, 3049 nucleotides. RefSeq lists its product as hypothetical. NCBI's taxonomy places the organism in Eukaryota, Fungi, Basidiomycota, Exobasidiomycetes, Ceraceosorales, Ceraceosoraceae. The transcript is spliced from 3 exons. The record is from RefSeq and is a predicted model, not a curated record. The coding region runs from base 233 to 3007 and encodes 924 amino acids. Gene Ontology annotation, cellular component: cytoplasm; membrane. Gene Ontology annotation, biological process: protein folding in endoplasmic reticulum.